UGUGACGCGUCUGUGAGGAUUAGCGGUUGUUCCUGUAAUGAUGCGUCAUGAGUGCGUAUAGCUAGUGUUUCGGUUGGCCAGUAGACCUAUGGGAGCGAUGUGUGUGGCGCAGAGGAGGCAGGGGAUGACUGCUGCCCCCCUCACUUCUCCACUGAGCCCUCAGGAGAGUGGAUGGAGGACUGCGUGGGGACUGUGCGCUGCGCGGUGAACUGCUUUUCUCUGAUGAACACCUCGGCAGGGAUUUGGAAACCAGCGGCCAAAUACGCACGGCAGCCAUGCAGACUGAGGACAUUUAGACAGGUAACCAUUUCCUGUUCAGGAGAGCUCUUUCGUAAGUGGCCGUUACUAGUGAUCUGAAGCCUGCUAUGGAGGACCUCUCGAGUCAAAAUGAGUCUGAGCACUGACAAUGUCACGAACUUGUGGCAAAAUGGUUCCUCGGGACUCGGCGGGAUCCCGAACGCUUCCAACUUCGCCAACAGCUCCGGUGGGAACCACACGGAGCUGCACCUCACGCGAGCCAUCCCGCUCGCCCUGGUGCUGGGGGCUUUCAUCGUGUUCGCCAUUGCGGGCAAUAUCCUCGUCAUCCUUUCCGUGGUGUGCAACAGGCACCUGCGGACACCGACAAACUACUUCAUCAUUAACCUGGCCAUCGCGGACCUUCUGCUCGGCACCACGGUGCUGCCGGUGUCCGCCACUCUGGAGAUUUUAGACUACUGGGUCUUCGGCAGGAUCUUCUGUGACAUCUGGGCGGCGGUGGACGUGCUGUGCUGCACCGCGUCCAUCAUGAGUCUGUGCGUAAUAUCCAUCGACCGCUACAUCGGAGUGAGCCACCCGCUCCAGUACCCGAGCAUCGUGACGGAGAAGCGGGCUCUGCUGGCCAUGCUCGGCGUGUGGAUGCUGUCGGUGGUCAUCUCCAUCGGUCCUCUGCUCGGGUGGAAGCAGCCGCCGUCGCCGGACGACACGAUCUGCCCCAUCACCGAGGAGCCCUUUUACGCGCUCUUCUCCUCCCUCGGCUCCUUCUACAUCCCUCUCAUUGUCAUUCUGGUCAUGUACUGCCGGGUCUACAUAGUCGCCAAACGCACCACUAAAAACCUGGAAGCCGGCGUGCUGCGUGAGAGGAUGAACUCCGGUGAGCUGACCCUCAGGAUCCACAAGGGUUCACAGGUGAACGAGGAGUCCGGCGGUUCGGUCACCGGAAAGGGCCGCGCGCACCAAGCGAGGAGUUCCCUCACUGUGAAACUUCUGAAAUUCUCCCGGGAGAAGAAGGCGGCAAAAACGUUGGGAGUUGUGGUCGGCAUGUUUACGCUUUGUUGGCUGCCCUUCUUCCUCGCCUUACCCAUAGGGUCUUUUAAUGAGAACUUGCGACCUCCUGCCGUCGUCUUCAAAGUCAUCUUCUGGCUGGGGUACUUCAACAGCUGCCUGAACCCCAUCAUCUACCCCUGCUACAACCGCGAGUUCAAGCUGGCCUUCAUCCGCAUCCUGCGUUGCCAGUGUCACCAGCGCAAGCAUCCCGGCUGGAAGGCGUACAACUACCGCUCCUCCAACCUCAGCUCCUCCGGACGCUCGCGCAAAGGCUCGGCGGAUCAGAACUCCAGCUUCCUGAACUCCAGCCAGCGCACGCUGCCCUCCUCGGCCAGCCCCAGCCCCAGCUACCUGAGCAAGGGCCUCCAACCUUGCCCCGAAGGGGAAACGUUGUACAUCUGGGGGGGCGCCACCCCAACUCCCUCCACACCCAACCUGCUGCCUGGCAACCCCGGAGAGCGCCAGCAAGGAGCGCCGAGGGGAGGGAGACCAGGCGAGGAGCCCACGGGGCGCAUUUUCUCCUUCUCCUUCGGGAGGAACAGAGAUAAGGGCGGGACCAACAGAGACGGCGUGGUGCCUGAUGACAUGGUGUGACAGCUCAGUGUCAGUGAGGUGUGGCUCCCUCCCUCUUAAGGGGGGGGGGGGGGGG
Molecule: messenger RNA, 1951 nt
Organism: Pungitius pungitius (ninespine stickleback)
Lineage: Eukaryota; Metazoa; Chordata; Actinopteri; Perciformes; Gasterosteidae
Product: alpha-1A adrenergic receptor-like
Exons: 2
Coding region: 388-1896 (502 amino acids)
Biological process (GO): regulation of cardiac muscle contraction; regulation of vasoconstriction; positive regulation of heart rate by epinephrine-norepinephrine
Cellular component (GO): plasma membrane
Molecular function (GO): alpha1-adrenergic receptor activity
Source: RefSeq, a predicted model, not a curated record